Molecule: messenger RNA, 914 nt
Organism: Porites lobata
Lineage: Eukaryota; Metazoa; Cnidaria; Anthozoa; Scleractinia; Poritidae
Source: the annotation of a GenBank genome assembly
CUAUCAAAGGCCACGAAAGAUGAGCAAUUGAGAGCUGAACUGACAUGUGAUGAGGUGCUUGAUGUGCUGGAAAAAGAAGGAUAUUCAGGCAUUCCACGAAAGGAGUUUGUUGCUGGAAUUCAACCUGUCAUACAGUAACGAUCUUAGUUAUAUUUCACUAAUCAUUAUCGACAUGACCUGCCUUUGCAUAAAAACACUAUUUUUCACGAAGUUUCUUUAAAAAGCAGACACUACUACUCUUAAAUCACAAUUCUCCUAGGUCAAUUUGGAUCAAAGAUAAGCCAUCCCAAUAUCUACCCCAGCUGGUCCAAAUUGAAAGUGCCCUAUGUGAAUGUGGUAUUCUUGGCCCCAUGAGAAGAGACAAAGAACUCUGGAAGCCUGUCUUUGCAAAUGGAAAUUGUUUUACUAUUGCCGCAGAUGAAUUUCUGGAUCAGAUAAUAAUAAACUUCAGUGAGUCACAGCUUCGUAGAGAUGCAGAGUUUAACACUUACAAGUUCUUCGGUAAUGUUAUUAAAUUCAUCGAUAAUGGAGGUAACUUUUUGUUUUUCAUUUCACACAGAGAAUAAGGUAAACCAAGAAGCCUUUACAACAAAUUUAAAAUAGAGUUAUGAUGGCACCAGUGUCAAUUUGUGAGUAACAAGUAGGCAGAUGUUGUGCCAUCAGUUAGACAUAGAUGCUUUGUUGAUACGUGGAAAUUUGUAAUUUCACACAAGGAGGCAAAUGAAGCCCUUCUGUUACCAUGUUGCACUUUUGUCUAACACACAUGUAUAACACCACACUAUUAUUUUCCUUUCAAGAUCAAAGCCUCCUUUUUCAUUACAGGUAUUGAAGGUGUAACCUUGACAGACUUUGUAAAGUGGAUGACGGGUUCCCAAGGGUGGACCCUUGGGAUUUCCCAAGACGUUUACACUUGA